AUGAAGCGAAAAUCAACAACAAGCUACAUCUAUAAUGAUGAUGAACAUGAACACCAACAAGACAGACUCAGCUCCUUACCGGAUGUUCUUCUAAUCUACAUAUUCUCCUUCAUCGACACCAAACUAGCACUUCAAUCUCAAAUUCUCUCCAAACGUUGGGUAAACGUCUGGACUCUGCUCCCUGUUCUCAACUUUGACUAUUCACUGUUACAACGUUUCGAUCAUUUCAUUCAUAAAGUCUUAACUUACCGUAAUGCUUCAAUUAAGCUGGACGCUGUUAAUAUUAAAGUUGCCGAUUACAACACAAUGGCUACAGUUUUUAAUUAUGCGAUGGUUAAUUGUGUCCCGAAUUUGAGCAUUGAUACGUCUGAUUACUUGACGAAAUACCGGCCGAUUCAAUGUUUGAAUGGUACUGAUUCGUUGGGAAAGUUGGAGUUGAAAGGGAUGUUUGAGUUUGGUAGGUUUUCGGUUUGUUCGGGUUUGGUUAAGUUGAGAUUUGAGCGGGUUAAGAUAGUUGAAUCCGACCCGUUUUCAUCAGACGAUGACGGUGGGUCGCCGGACAUCAGACCCGCUUCCGAAACAUGUUCUGAUUUUGUACCGCCGGAGAAGACGAAGACGACAAUUGUGUCAUCGGCGCCACCACCGCUGCGACGAUUUGCUGGUGAGGAUGGCGGUGGUGCUGGUUUUGGCAGUGAUGGUGGUGGUAGCAGCUGA
Molecule: messenger RNA, 714 nt
Organism: Helianthus annuus (common sunflower)
Lineage: Eukaryota; Viridiplantae; Streptophyta; Magnoliopsida; Asterales; Asteraceae
Product: F-box/FBD/LRR-repeat protein At5g56420-like
Exons: 2
Coding region: 1-714 (237 amino acids)
Molecular function (GO): protein binding
Source: RefSeq, a predicted model, not a curated record